Molecule: messenger RNA, 5199 nt
Organism: Notothenia coriiceps (black rockcod)
Lineage: Eukaryota; Metazoa; Chordata; Actinopteri; Perciformes; Nototheniidae
Product: unconventional myosin-Va
Exons: 27
Coding region: 76-3696 (1206 amino acids)
Biological process (GO): actin filament organization
Cellular component (GO): cytoplasm; actin cytoskeleton; membrane
Molecular function (GO): microfilament motor activity; ATP binding; actin filament binding
Source: RefSeq, a predicted model, not a curated record
GAGGGACGUGUGGAUGUUGCUCCUGUUGAUUUAACCUCAUAAUGAUAUAUACCUGCAUGCUUUAAAGACGUUAAGAUGACCUCACUGGAGCUAUACAGCAAGGGAGCAAGGGUGUGGGUUCCUGACCCGGAUGCUGUUUGGGUGUCAGCUCUGCUCCUCAAGGACUACAGCCCCGGAGAUAAUAACCUGCUGCUACAGCUCUCUGAUGGGGAGGAGGCCCAUUACCCUUUGGCGUCCCCCUCUGAUCUCCCCCCGCCGGGGAACCCUGACAUCCUGGAGGGGGAGAACGACCUGACGGCUCUCAGCUUCCUCCAUGAAGCUGCUGUCCUGCACAACCUGCGGGUUCGAUUCCUGGACUACAGCAGCAUCUACACGUACUGUGGUAUCGUGUUAGUGGCCAUUAAUCCCUAUGACCAGCUGCCCAUAUAUGGAGAGGAGGUUAUCGAUGCUUACAGCGGGCAGGACAUGGCCGACAUGGAGCCUCACAUCUUUUCUGUGGCCGAGGAAGCCUACCGCACCAUGACCAGGGAGGAGAAAAACCAAUCGAUCAUCAUCAGUGGAGAGUCUGGCUCGGGUAAAACGGUCUCAGCCAAAUUCACCAUGCGAUACUUUGCUGUGGUCGGAGGAGCGGCCCAGCAGACCAGCGUGGAGGAGAGGGUUCUGGCCUCCAACCCAAUCAUGGAGUCUAUUGGGAAUGCUAAAACCACUCGCAAUGACAACAGUAGUCGUUUUGGGAAGUACAUCGAGAUCGGCUUUGGCAGAAAAGGAGACAUCAUCGGGGCGAACAUGAGGACGUAUCUCCUGGAGAAGUCUAGGGUUGUCUUCCAAGCAUCAGCAGAGAGGAACUACCACAUCUUCUACCAGCUGUGUGCCUCCAGAGAGUUGCCUGAAAUGAGAUCCUUUAAACUGGAUGCACCUGAGAAUUUCCGCUACACCAGCCAGGGAGGAGAGACGCAGAUUCCUGGUACUGAUGACCUGUUGGACCUGGAGCGCACUCGCAACGCUUUCACCAUCCUGGGUGUGCAGCCUGACCAGCAGAUGGAGCUCUUCAGGAUCCUGGCAGCUGUUCUGCACCUCGGAAAUGUCAACAUCCAGGCCAGUGGGAGAAAUUCUGACCGGAGUUAUAUUGAUAGGUCGGCGAAGCUUGCCGUUACAGGCAUCCGGGACAGAGGAGGGACUAACCACCUCAACCGGGGUUAUGGACUGGCCCUGACUCUGCGCUACACUAAGGCUGCUCUAGUGAUCCAGAAGACGCACCGCAUGGUGGCCGUCAGGCAGCUGUUCCUCAUGAUCCGACAGGCCACCAUCACCAUCCAGGCCUUUAGCAGAGGAACCAUGGCCCGCCGCAGAUACAGACAGGUGUUGGUGGAGCGUGCUGCUGUGCUGCUCCAGGCGAGGGUGCGUGGGUGGAUGGCGAGGCGGGCGUACAGGCGGGUUCGUGAGACGGUGGUGUUCAUGCAGUGCUGCGCGCGCCGCAGGGCCGCCAGGAGAGAGCUGAUGAAACUGAAGACAGAGGCCCGAUCCGUGGAGAAGUUCAGAGAGCUCAACAAGGGCAUGGAGGUCAAACUGAUGCAGCUGCAGCUCAGAGCCGACCAGGAGGCCAGGGAGGCUGCAGCUUUGAGAGAGACGCUGCACGCCGAGCGAGAGGCCGGCAGCGCUGAGCUGGAGGCUCUGAAAGUGACGGUACAGAAAAUGGAGAGCCAGAAACAAGAGAAACCUCCACCCUGCCCCGUCAUCAGCGAGAAGGAGGUGGAGGAAAGGAGGAGAGCUGAGGAGAAAGCUGCACAGGACAUCCUGCAACUCACACAAGAGUUGCAAGCCCUGCAGAGAGAAAAGGACAGUUUCUGCCAAGAGAAAGAGGAUCUCUCUGCUCGCUUGUUUGAACAAGAACAAGCACAAGAAGAGUGUGUGCAGCAGGCUGUGUCUGAGGCGAGUGCAUCUCUGAGGGCGGAGCUGGAUGAGGAGAGGAGGAAGUACCAGGGUCUCCUGAGAGACUUCACCAGACUGGAGCAGAGAUACGACAACCUGAGGGAGAUGAGUCUGCUCACCGAGGGCACCAAAGUCCACAGAAGGACGGACUCCACUCAGAGUCUGAGUUUAGAGCUCCCCUCUCCCUCCACCGCCCCGCUGUCACCCUUCUCAUCCUUCUCAUCAUCCUUCUCAUCAUGCUUACCCUCCCCAGAGGAGGUCCGCAGGGUCAGCGUGACUUCUCCCACCCUGGAGCGGAGAGAGUCGGUGUGGAGCUUCCAAACACCAAUGGAUCAGCUGAUGGUGAGCAUGGACGUGGCCAAAGACCCGGCUGUGAAGAUGAAAGUAGAGGACCUGGCGCACGCUUACGAUGCUGUACGAGUGGCCAACAAACUCCUGGAGAGCCAGCUGCGCAGUCAGAGCCCGUCAGAGGGAGGAGGAGCUGGAGGCUCUGAGGAGGCCAGAUCAGUGCAGCUUAGCUGUGGCUCUCCUCUGCCAGGGCCACAGGUCUCACUUCUCCCGUCAGCGUUCACAGCAGAGACUUCCUCCUGUCCUUCCCGAUCAAAGCCGGCAGUCACUGGUUUGUUGGAGUGCAGAAAGAAGGAUGAAAACAAGCUCAUUAAAAACCUCAUCACAGACGUCCGAGUGGACAGCGCCCUCUCUCUUCCUCCCGGCCUGCCUGCCAGCGUCCUCUUCCUCUGUGUCCAUCAGGCGGACUGCAGCGGGGAUCAGACGCAGGCCCGCUCCCUCUGCAGCGCCGCUGUCACCGCCAUGAAGGCUGCUCUGAAGAAACACAGCAAAGAUGUAGACAUGACGGCUCUGUGGCUGAAGAACGCCUGCCUGCUGCACGACCUGCUGCGCCAGCACUCCCCGAGACAGACUCUUGACUCGGACGACAUAGCUCCUCUGACCGUUGAUCUGAGUGACUUGAUCCGCGCCCUGAGCGACCUCUGCAUCCAGGCCUAUCAGCAGCUCCUCUCCAUCACUGAAAAGCGCCUGCAGAACAUCAUCGUCCCUGCUAUGCUGGAGAGUGAGACCAUCCCCGGUCUCUCUGGCUCCACGGUGAAGUUGGUAACAUCCAGAAAGCGAGCCGGCUCUGACCCCCGGCCUGUGGGAGGCGAUGCUCCCUCGAUGGCGGCGGUGCUGAGGGAGCUGGGGGCGCUGCACACCGCCCUGUCCCAUCAGGCUCUGCCCCCCUCUCAGAUGGAGCAGGCCUUCCACCAGCUCACCUACUUCAUCUCCGCCUCCGCUCUCAACAGCCUGCUGCUGAGGAAAGACAUGUGCUGCUGGAGCCGCGGCAUGCAGAUACGCUAUAAUGUGAGUCUGCUGGAGGAGUGGCUGCGGAGCAAAGGGCUGCAGGCAGGGGGCGCUGUUGCCACACUGGAGCCCCUCAUCCAGGCGGUUCAGCUGCUGCAGGCCGGGAAAAAGAGCGAGGCGGAUGCAAAGGCCCUCGUUCAGACCUGCACUGCCCUGUCCAGCCAGCAGAUUGUGAAGAUCCUGACCCUCUACACGCCCCACAGUGACCUCGAUGAAAGAGUCACACUGAAUUUCAUCCGUACUGUCCAGGGUCUUCUGAAAGGCUCCUCUGACGGCCAGCCUCCGCAGCUCCUCAUGGAUGUGAGACGAGUGUUUCCUGUCACAUUUCCCUUCUCGCCUCCUGCCGCCCUCCACGCUGAGCAGUUAGUCAUCCCAGACUCCCUGAAGAUCAACUUUCUACGCAGAGCCUAGAACAGCAUGCCCUUGUCAAUUAAAAAUGUGGUAAUUUUGUAUCUAAUUUGAACUUCCAACCUAUUUAAUGUAGUCCUUUGAAAUGUAAAGAACUUCCAGGAGUUGUUGUGAACCUAAUUCCUGAUUUUUGUAUAGUGGUACUUACCUUGUUUAAUUAAUAUGUUAAUUAUCAGUGGAUUAGUGACUGAACUGCAGAAGGUCACAGGUUAAUCAUGUAAAUCUUAGAUAACUAAAACGGUAUGAAGAGGAGUUGUUAAACAAUGUCGUAAAGAUAAGGAUAAAAUUAGACAAUUAUGUAGUCAGGAUUAGCAAAUGUGCAGAUAUAUCUUGGUGCAUUUUGAAAGAAAUAGCAACGACAUUAAGCCUUUUUUCAUAUUUUAUUGGAAGCAGAAACACAACGAGACUGCAGUCCCAGUAACCUCAACCCCCAAUAAGAACAACCAGAAUAAAAAAAACGCAAAAAAUUAGAAACAUCUCGUGUAUAAAAAAAUGCUCAUGCGAGUACUUUGUAUCACUACACAUCAUCAGUAAUACAUAUUUAUAUAUUCACAAACAUUUGAAAAAUAGAAAACAAUAAUAAAAUAUCAAAAUAAAAGGAGACAACGAUUGGCAAUUUAACAUCAAGUAGUUAUGCGCGCUGGCACGAAACAUUUUUUUCUUUUUAGUUUCAUUGGUCCUAUCAUGCACUUUUUCUGGAAGUACAGGACUGUCUGAGCAGCCGCCUGUCUGCGUGGCCGGGUCAGCUAGACAGGACAGAUCAUGCAUGUCUGUCUGCGCUCUGGCUGUGUGCUUUUCUUUGUGCUUCUACAUUUAUACUCGUCUUUAACUUCUGUGUGCAUACAUGCCAAUUCAACACCCCAACACGCAAACUGACCCUCUGAGGGAGGAGACUGAAGUAUCAUUGUCAACAGCAAUAAAUAAAGAUAAUUUUUUCGUGGCAUGAGACGGUUGUGUACCUGUUUUUUUAAAGUUAUUGAAAGACUGUGCAGAGGUCUUUUGUAAACCUUGUACUCACCGGAAAGGGACAACAUGUUUAGAUGACUUAAAUAGGAAGAUGGGUUAUUUUACUUAAAGUUAGAAGCUAGCAGUUUGUUCAUUUGGCUCUUAAUCGAGCCAAUCAAAUGAUUCAAUUGGCUUGUUUUCCAUCGCCAGUCUGUACAUGGUCUUCAUAUAUCUUUCAUUUAUAGCUACAUAUCCAAAUUGGGCACCCACACACACAAAAUCGUCAACUGCACCCAGAGCAAAUAUUCAAGUCUACAAAAGAGCAGCAGACUUCACUUCACAUAGUCUGACGUGUUUCGAGCUAUUUACAACGCCCAACGACAAUAAUCGAUCUCUCCGUUCCAGAUUAAUUUUGUCAGCGCUGAAAGGCUGUACAAACGAAUCUCAGACUCUAAUCAGCUCUACUACAGCUGCGAUAUUUGGCCCAUUACAAGAGAGACAGCAUGUACAACAUAUCAGACAAACACUUGCUGAUAUAAUAAGAAUAAUCCACAAUGUAAA